Molecule: messenger RNA, 294 nt
Organism: Blastocystis hominis
Lineage: Eukaryota; Bigyra; Opalinata; Blastocystidae
Exons: 2
Coding region: 31-294 (87 amino acids)
Source: RefSeq, a predicted model, not a curated record
GUUGAUCGACUUCAAGUUGAGUCCGAAGAGAUGCUCAAUGUAGUAAAGACAGUUCCUCCUGGCAAACCUAUUCCUCCUGCUUCCAAGCAGAUCCAUGAUUCAGUAAAUAGUUAUGUAAAUAGAGCGAAAAGUUCGAUUGAAAACACGGUGAACUCUGCCAAGAGCGGAGACAUGAAGGACAAGUUUGCCGAUUCCAUGUCUUCUUUUGGAGAAAAAGUGAGCUCGAUGAUGGAUAAAGCGAAAAGUUCUGUACAAAACCUUCGCAAUUCAAUUGUUUGUAUCAAACAAGGUUAG